AUGGGUGUAAUAUCAAAUACCGUGGCCUCGCUGAAGACGCUCGCCGGGCCAAACCACAAAUAUAGGGCCAUUCCGGCGCCCGUGACGGGACGAAAUCAUGCACAGCAAAUCUUUGAUGAGCGGCCUCCUCGCUCAAGGUUUUUUAAAUUAUCAAUGAGCGUCAUGUUGCUCGCCGUCUUUGUUUUUCUGGGCUUUGCCUUCGCGCGAGAUCGAUCAGACUCCGAGUCGUGCGUUAACAACGGCUCCUGCACCCACGAUUUUCGCAAGCACUGGGGCCAGUACUCGCCGUACUUCUCAGCACACAAGGGAUCUAUCAAGCCUGACAUCCCGUCGGGAUGCGAGGUCACCUUUGCUUCAAUCUUGUCUCGACAUGGGUCCCGCAACCCGACGGCCGGCAAGUCCAAGGCCUACAAGGACCUGGUUGAGCGGAUCCAAAAAGAUGUCAAGGACUAUGGGAAAGGCUUCGAGUUUCUCAAGGAUUACAAGUAUACUCUAGGUUCUGACGACCUCACCCCCUUUGGCGAGCAGGAAAUGGUCAAGUCUGGAAAAAAGUUCUUCAAGCGCUAUCAGAAGUUAGCGGAGGAUUCGACCCAUCCCUUUGUUCGAGCCUCGGGCUCUGAAAGAGUCGUCAUGUCAGCGCAAGAUUUUGUUCAUGGCUUCUACAAAGCCAAGGGCAAGAAUGGCAGUAAAUACCUGGAGGAUAUUCUCGUCAUUCCAGAGGAUAACGGGUCAAACAACACCUUGGAUCAUGGAACCUGUGGUGCGUUUGAAACUGGACCUAACGCGGAGCUUGCACACGACAAACAAGCCCCCUGGAAGAAUAUCUGGGCCACUCCCAUAAUGGAGCGUCUUAACGCGAAGCUUCCUGGCGCCAGGAUUACGCUCGAGGAAACGGUUUACUUUAUGGAUCUUUGCCCCUUCAACACUGUUGCCUCGGAAAAAUCGACAGUUUCCGACUUUUGUCGCUUGUUUUCCAAGGAGGAGUGGCGUGGAUAUGAGUAUUACGAAUCGUUGGAGAAGUGGUAUGGCUACGGACCAGCAAAUCCGCUGGGACCGACCCAGGGAGUAGGAUAUGUUAAUGAACUGAUUGCUCGACUUUCCCACUCUCCGGUCCAAGACCACACAUCAACAAAUGAAACACUCGACUCUAACCCGUCGACCUUCCCUCUCAACCGGCUACUGUAUGCCGACUUCAGUCACGACAACACAAUGAUGACAGUCUACGCCGCACUCGGGAUAUAUACCAACGCUACUGAAAUUCCCACCGAUCGCAGGGUGUCCCCCAAGACAGCCGACGGAUACUCUGCUUCACAAGCCGUGCCGUUCGGAGCACGCAUGUAUGUCGAAAAGAUGCACUGCGGCGGAGACGACUACGAGAUGGUCCGAGUUCUCGUCAAUGAUAGAGUAAUCCCUCUCAAGGGCUGCAAGGCAGACAAGCUCGGGCGCUGUGAAGUUGGCGACUUCCUCAAGGGGUUGGACUUUGCCAAAAAAGGUGGUCUCUGGGACCAGUGCUGA
Messenger RNA from Metarhizium brunneum ARSEF 3297, 1515 nucleotides. It is a transcript of the gene phyB, whose product is annotated as 3-phytase B. The record is from RefSeq and is a predicted model, not a curated record. NCBI's taxonomy places the organism in Eukaryota, Fungi, Ascomycota, Sordariomycetes, Hypocreales, Clavicipitaceae. Gene Ontology annotation, molecular function: acid phosphatase activity.